Pollicipes pollicipes is the source of this 1270-nucleotide messenger RNA. RefSeq names its product S-adenosylmethionine mitochondrial carrier protein. Gene Ontology annotation, biological process: transmembrane transport. The record is from RefSeq and is a predicted model, not a curated record. NCBI's taxonomy places the organism in Eukaryota, Metazoa, Arthropoda, Thecostraca, Pollicipedomorpha, Pollicipedidae.
GCAGGCGGUCUGGCCGGCCUGACGGUGGACGUGGCGCUGUUUCCGUUGGACACGGUCAAGACGCGCCUGCAGUCGGCGGAGGGUUUCCUGCGCUCUGGCGGCCUGCGCGGCCUGUACGCCGGCGUCGGCACCGCGGCCGCCGGCUCAGUGCCCACCGGUACGGCUGUGUCCCGUGCCGGGUCAACGACUACCGCCCGGCCGCAGUCAUGUCCCCCUGUGCUGCUGCCGGCUCUUCGACGCGCGCAGUCGGCACGGUCAUUGGCGUGGACACCGGAAGGAUUGUGUCCGAGGAAUCUUGCCGGCAUUGGAAAGAGACCUGUUUCAUCAUUUAGGGUGGCCUGUAUUGUGCGGGUGCCGAUCGAGGUGGUGAAGCAGCGCCGUCAGACACGACGGGAGAUCUCUGCGCGUCACAUCCUGACUAGGACGCUGGCCGAGGAGGGCGUCAUCGGCCUGUACCGCGGCCUCUUCAGCACCAUCGCCCGGGAGGUGCCCUUCUCCAUACUGCAGCUGCCGCUGUGGGAGGCCAUGAAGGCCGGCUGGUGGGCGCGCCGCGGCCGGCCGGUCGAGCCUUGGCAGGCCGGCCUCUGCGGCGGAGUGGCCGGCGGCCUCUCGGCGGCUAUCACCAACCCACUGGACGUGGCCAAGACGCGCAUCAUGCUGGCGGACCGGCACACCGAGAUGGCGCACGGCGGCAUCCUGACCGCUCUGCGGUGCAUCCGACGUCAGGACGGCAUCCGCGGGCUCUUCGCCGGCGUGGUGCCACGCGUGCUCUGGAUCUCCAUCGGCGGCACCGUGUUCUUCGGCUCGUACUCGAUGGUGAUGCACCUCAUCAGCUGACGUCGCCACCGGCCCCGCUAGCCCGCCUUCUGCCCUCCGGUGCCGCUGGCCCCGCUAACCCUAGCCCGCCCUCGCCCUCCGGUGCCGCUGGUCCCGCUAGCCCGCCCCUGUCCUCCGACGCCGCUGGCCCCGCUAGCUCGCCCUCGCCCUCCGGUGCCGCUGGCCUCGCUAGCCCGCCCUUGUCCUCCGACGCCGCUGGUCCCGCUAGCCCGCGUUCUGCCCUCCGGUGCCGCUGGUCCCGCUAGCCCACCCUUGUCCUCCGACGCCGCUGGUCCCGCUAGCCUACCCUUGUCCUCCGACGCCGCUGGUCCCGCUAGCCCGCCCUUGUCCUCCGACGCCGCUGGUCCCGCUAGCCCGCGUUCUGCCCUCCGGUGCCGCUGGCCCCGCUAACCCUAGCCCGCCCUCGCCCUCCGGCGCCGCUGGUCCCGCUAGC